This is a messenger RNA of Condylostylus longicornis, 3003 nucleotides long. It is a transcript of the gene Arglu1, whose product is annotated as UPF0430 protein CG31712. Gene Ontology annotation, cellular component: nucleoplasm; mitochondrion. The record is from RefSeq and is a predicted model, not a curated record. The transcript is spliced from 6 exons. The coding region runs from base 135 to 899 and encodes 254 amino acids. Gene Ontology annotation, molecular function: cadherin binding. Lineage: Eukaryota; Metazoa; Arthropoda; Insecta; Diptera; Dolichopodidae.
UUGAUAAAGAAUCCAUAUUUUAUUUGCUGCAAUUUUAAAUAGUUAUUUAAAUGUUUAUAGUUGUUAAAAAUUUAUGAAUUAUUAAAAAAAUAUAAAAUUAUAUAAUAAAGAUUUGAAAAAAUUGUAAAAAAGAAAUGGGUAAAUCACGUUCAAGAAGCCGUUCGCAUUCUAAAAGGCGUCACCAUAAAAAGCACAGGCGGCACGAUGAUAUAGAAAGAGAUUCAAUUUCAAGAGAACAUUCACACUCACGUAGAUCACAUAAUAGAGCUAGUCGUGAUUCGAAAUCCAGAAAGAGGUCGGUGUCUGAAUCUUCCUCAAAUAGUUCAUUGUAUAAUAGUGAUAUAGAUAGCAGGCAUAGAAAAAAACAUAGAAGUAAAAAAUUAGAUGAAGUUGAAAGAUUGGCUGAAAUGGAACGUCAGAGGAGACAGAAGGAAGCUGAACAAAAGAUAAUUGAAGAAGAAGCAGCACGACGAAUUGAAUUUCUAGUUAAAAAACGUGUAGAAGAAGAAUUAGAAAAAAGACGUGAUGAAAUUGAACAAGAAGUUACAAGGCGUGUUGAAACAGCUAAAAAACAAAUGGAACAAGAAAUGAUGCGUGAAUUAGAAAUAAGACGUGAACAAAUAAGAGAAGAGGAAAGACGACGUGAGGAAGAGGAAAAGAAAAAACGUGAAGAAUUGGAAACAAUAUUAGCAGAAAAUAAUAAAAAAAUAGAAGAAGCUCAAAGGAAACUGGCCGAAGAACGUUUGGCAAUUAUUGAAGAACAAAGAAAAAUGGAUGAAGAAAGACAAAGAAUGCGUAAGGAACAAGAAAAACGUGUUAAAGAAGAACAAAAAAUGAUAUUAGGAAAAAAUAAUUCCAGACCGAAAUUAUCAUUUUCUUUAAAGCCUGGGGUUUCAUAAUUAUUUUGCAAUCAUUUUAAAAAUAACAUUUUUUUCAAUCGAUACGAGAUAAUUUUGAUGACUUAAGUAUGAUAAUUAAGAAGAAGAGUGUGUUUUUUUUUUUUGUUCUAUUCUCUGCAAUACACACACAUCAAUAUUCGGAAAAUAUGAAAAAUAUAAAGAUAAAAAAUGCUAUUCUAAUAUUAAAGAAUAGGAAGUAAUCAAAAAAAAAAUAAUAAUAAUAAAAUUAAUAAGAGUAACGCUUGAUGCCUUUUUUAACGUUCGUAUCUCCAUAAAAUACUAUUUAAAUAAAUAAAGUGUAAGCGAUAAUGUAAAAUACGCAUUAAAUUCUUUUGCAUCUCAAUCGAUAUUGCAGUCAACAAAAGCAUAUAUGCAAUAUUUGCAUUGUGACCGAUAAUACAAAAAAAAAAAAAAACAAAUGUUACGUAAUUAAUAAUGUCAAUUAUUGUCAGUAAUAUUGUUAAUUUUUUUUGGCACCUUUGUUUUAAAAAAAUUUUAACUGUUGAUUUUGUUUUUUUUGUGCAAAAUGGAAUAUUUUGAGGAGGAUAGGUUAAUUUUAUUUAAUGAAUACUAUUUCUAAAAAUAUUCAAAUCAAAAUUUGUAUUCAUGAAUGUUGAUAUACGUAAGUUGAUAUACAUUGUUGAUUGCCGGUUGUUGACCGUCGGAUGCAAUUAUUGUCGACUGAUAUUUGACAUUAUCGAUUAACACCUUUAAUCAUUUUAUUUAAUAAAUGAUUUAUGACUUUUAAAUUUAUUCUAUAUUCUUUUAAUUUUUGAUCGUAAUAAAAAUUAAUUUUUUUAAUUAAAUAAUCUCAUGCCUGUAUAGCUAAAGAUUAAAAAUUUCAUUAUUUCUAUUAAUUUUAAAAAUUGAUUAUGAUUAAAAGUGAGAAUAUUGUGGUAAAAAAUAAGUAAAGCAAAAAAUUUUAAAAUGCGGUAUUAAUAUAAGUAUAUUGGCUUAUUUAUUCCAUAUAUAUCAGAAACUAGGAAAUUUAAUUAAAUCUAUUAAAAUUGAAAAUGAUUUUGAUAUGAAAUUUUAAUAAAUUUUUUCUUCUAUAUUUAGUUCUCUAAACCUCAAAAAAUAAUUAUAUUUUCAUUUACAAUUUAAAUAAUUGUAGUAUAAACUUUAAAAUACUCUUAUUCAUUUAGUGGUUGCAAAUUAACAGGAUAUCAAAGUUAUUAAACAUGCAAAAAAAAAAAAAUGAAAAAAAUAAUUAAAAAACAGAAAAAAAAAACCAGUAAUAGUAAUAAUGAGUGUUUUAUUUUCUUCUAUCGAAGAAAAUUUAUAUUAAAUAAAAAUAAAAAACAAUUUUUCAUAAAUUGAGUAAAAAAUGAAAAAAAAUUAAACAAAAAUAAUUAAAGCAAAAGUAAAAUAGAUAAAGCAAUUUUUUUCUAGAUUUAAAUUGAACAAUAUUACAAAAUCUAUAUUAACUUUAAAAUAUUUAUUUAAAUCGUAUUUUAAAAAUAGUUAAAAAGUUAUAAGACACAAAACAAGAAAAAGAAAUUUUUAAAAAUCAAAUAAUGAAAAUUAAUUUUUUAACUAUAAUCGUUCUCUAUUUUUUUUUUUUAUUUUAAAUUUAAAUCUACAGCGAUAAUAUUUUUAACAUUGAAACUAUCUAGAAAAAUUAAUUAAUUAAACGAUCAGUAGAGAAGUGCUUCCAGUGCUUGUUUUUUGUUUCCUUUCUUAAAUACCGAAAUUUUUAUUUUUAAUUUAACAAUAAUUUUAUAAAAUUUUAUUUAAAAUUUUCCUUUUUAAAUCUUUCAAUAAUAUUUUUUUUUUAAUUAAACACCAAUUUUACUAUUGAUUCUAAUUCUACAAUAAGAAAAUUUUAUUAUAUUUUUAAUUUAUCUAUAUAUAUAUAUAUAUAUAUAUAUAUAUAAUAAAUAUAUAUUUAAUAAUAUAAUUGUGAUGCAUAAAUAUUUUCUUUUUAUAUUAAAUUUUAAUAUAAAUAUGUUCUAUAUUUGUAUAUAUAUAUAUACAAAAUAUGUUUAAUAAUAAAUAAUAUUUGAUUUUUUUUUCAGUUAAUUUAACAAAACUAAUUAAAAACAAAAAAAUAAUAUAUAUUAUAUUAAUUAGUUUUAAAAAUUUUUGAAAAAAUAAGUAGGUU